UUUAAUGGGUAUAUAACAAAACAUUAUUAGUCGACUUAGUUUUGUAUACGAUUGUACAAUUUUUUAAUGAACCAAAUAAGAAAAUUGCUUAGAAAAGUUACAUCGACUAAAUAUCUUCAGGGCAUAAUACUCGUUCGUAGAGAUCGGUAACAAUUAGUACAUGGACGUCAAAUGAGUGUUUAUUUAACGUUUCUUGUGAUACAGUUACAGUCAUCUGAGGAAGGCGAACUGGAACUUAACACUGAGCUGUCGAAUCGUCCAGUUAUUCAUAAGAUUUAGUCAGGAAAGGUUCCACAUUAUGAAUUCGUGGAGUCUGUAUUAAAUACAGUAUAAAAAAUAGGCCGAAUAAUGUGUAAUUGGAAAAAUUAAUCGAAUAAAUUUAUCCUAUUAUUUUCUUGAGAAAAAAUUUUUUUAAUACCAUCAAGUGUACUACGAGAUCGUCAUCUGGUAUCAAUUUCUAUUUUAAUAACUUCAACAGGCAAAAGAAAAAUGUAUAAAUAGCAUAGAAUCUUUUUAAGUGAAAUUUUAAUGCACGAGUGUUGAUUGGGUCGAAUAAUAUAAAAAAGAGAUUUUUGUGUACUUAAAAAAUUGUUAUUCAGUAAUACGUGUGACGUUUUCACACAUUACAUUUGACUAUACAGAAAAAAAAAUGGAAACACGGUUUUUUUGUCUUACGAUCCUAUUAUCGAUAUCAGUUCAAUCGUUAUCGGCAGUAGAGUCGGAAACAUCCGAAAUAGAAUCGAUUACCGGCACGAGGGAACCGGAAGAUCUGACGACGACGCCAAGCCCCAUUUUAGUUACAACCGUACAAUCCUUCCGACAAUCACGAUGGUAUCGUUAUGGCUACCAUGGACGACAGGAUGACGUAAUGAAACCGAAUGGCUAUCACGACGAUCACGAAGUUGACGACGAUCACGAUGACCACGUCGAUGUUCACGACGAUCAUCACGAUGAAGACAUGAAAGCAUUAGCAGCAACAAACGAUGACUACUGGGGUGGCUAUUAUGAUUUCCUAAUCAAUGAAGGAAGUUACAAAUUCUGGGCCGUAUUUCAACUUGCCACCGCGGCGCUACUCAUCUACAGUGGUUUUGCGGCACUUUAUUACGCAAAGGUCAAUCCACCAACCGACGACUACGAGGAUUACCUACUGCGAAGACGCAGAUCUAUAAAUCGGCCGUCACUGGAAAGGACGUUCCUGGGGCUCCGACCUGAGACAUUUCAAUUGAUAGUCGACGCCAUUGCUAAGGAAUUUCAUUGACGAUGUACUUCGAAUAAAUGUCAAUCGGGGAUUGACAUAUUCUGAUACCUCAAUCUGCGGCUUAGGUGAUAACGCAAUACAGCAAGAGUGACGUUUCCUCGUCGCCAUUUGAACUCGCGUAAAAUUCAAUACGUAGACCUUGUACGAUAUAUUAAGUAUAUAUGCGUCUACUGGACUUCUACGUGAGUUUGAAUAAUUGAUAGUAGAAUUUAUUGCGUUAUAUGCCUAGUUGAAAUUUCAGUAUAAAUAUCCAGAGUCCGUCAUGGUCCUAGAUACAGUUGUACUGGUUCAGUAGGUAGCUAGGUAGGUCUUGGACUUAUGAAACAUAAUUUUUCCUAGGGUAGGUACCUGUAUUGACUGAUCAGCUUGUUACGUGUUUAAUCGAUCAACAAUAUCGAUUGAAAUCAUGUCAGAGGCAUUGGAGUAUAUAGAUAGUCAAUUUAUCAAAUUUUAUUCCGAUUAGUUACAAAGUCUUGUAUUCGCGUUUACUUGUAAAAUACGAUUCGAGAUUUUGAUCUUUGGAAAGUAGGGCUGACCCUUUCAAUAAUAUCAUCUAUACGUUCGUACGUGAUAUUCUUCGUAUGAUUAGGUUUUCAUGUUUAACAUAAAAUUGUAAUAUAUCGAACACACGCAUUGUUCGGAGUAUAUGUAUUCAUUAAUAAAAAUAUACAUCUGUCAGUUUGAUACUGACUUUAGUUUUCGUAUCGGUUCUCAACGGACUGGUUUAGUUCCAAAAAAUUCCGUCGGAUCGAACUGUAACGAAAUUAACGUACAAAGUAAAAUUCAAAAUCAAAAAUUCGAUCGUCGCUGUCAAAUUAUAUUAUUUUUUUGUAAAGCUUUAUAAUUCUACAGAAAAUGAUCAAGUUGAUAAUUUUUGUUUCCACUUUAACUCCUCGUCAUUAUAAACGAAUGACACAUGCGUUAAUGGCGUAAAGUGAUAUUGGUAAUUAUGUCUAAAAAAUGAGACCAACUUUUCAAAUAAAUUUAUUGGCAAUAAUAAUAAUAAUAAUAAUGAACUAACCCUUCCGGCUUUACCAGUCUGGUUGCCAUAGCAGUGGGAGUAAUAUUCGUGGGAACGAAACGUCUUGCCGAAGCGAUUUCACAAAAAUUUUGCAUAUUCCUUCCACUUCGCAGCUGAUCCACGUUAAAGCAAAGGGCCAAGAGAAAAAAAAAAGAAACACAAGCGGCCGCUAAAUAUUCAACGUAUUAAAACGGCCAAUAAGAAUCGCACAAAAAAUGUCGACCGAUAAAUCAAGAUGGGAGGAGGGAUUGGUCCAGAGAGAUUGGUGGAACGAGAAGGGGGUGCUAGUCUCCACAGCGUCGAACCCUUUGCAGCCUCAGAGGCAAAUUUUCUUGUCGAACGGCAAUGUAACGAGAAGGCCCCCAAGCAUUGUAGGAAUAAUACAAUGGCGUAGCCGCAGCAAUCGCGAUUGGCAUACACUUUAGGUAGUUUAUUGUUUCAUGGUUUCUUGACGCCAUUGCAAAAAUCAACCGCGGGCGUCCUGACAUUCCCCCACGUUCGCGACGGCGUUUACGAUGUCCAGUGGGGAGCCAACGGCGUCUCAAGGGAUGACGGCGCUCCUCAGUGAUUUUGCAAAAUUUCCGAUAAAUCUAAAGUACGGGUCUGAUAAGUAUCCAUAGGCGUCCUGGACGUCCGAACGUCGACCGUCCCUUAAUUGGUUGCAAAGAUUUGAAUAAAGAAAAUAUAUGAUUUAAAAACUACU
Molecule: messenger RNA, 2982 nt
Organism: Cephus cinctus (wheat stem sawfly)
Lineage: Eukaryota; Metazoa; Arthropoda; Insecta; Hymenoptera; Cephidae
Exons: 4
Coding region: 650-1258 (202 amino acids)
Source: RefSeq, a predicted model, not a curated record